Molecule: messenger RNA, 360 nt
Organism: Pediculus humanus corporis (human body louse)
Lineage: Eukaryota; Metazoa; Arthropoda; Insecta; Psocodea; Pediculidae
Exons: 2
Coding region: 1-360 (119 amino acids)
Source: RefSeq, a predicted model, not a curated record
AUGAAGAUUUUGGUAUCUGUUAUUAAAAUAAUUGGCACCAGAAGGCAAACCUAUACGAAUAAUAAUGGUAAUGCAGGAACUGGUCAGCCCCAACCUCAGCAACCUCAGUCUCAACCUCAACCUCCACCACCGCAGCCUCAUGCUCACCAGCAACAGCAAUCUGUUAAAACUCAGAGAGCUCCAAUGGAAUCGAUAACUCCGAAUAAUUUCAGAGCUCAGCAGCCUUGGCCUCCAUCUCAGCAAGGACCAGUUCCUCAAACUUAUGCUGCAUCAUUAAGAUACCCAUCACCUGCGCCCUAUACUGCUCAGCAGUACAGUCAACAUAAUUCUGUAAGUAUCACUCUCGACUACAAGUGGUAG